This is a messenger RNA of Leptomonas pyrrhocoris, 1582 nucleotides long. RefSeq lists its product as hypothetical. NCBI's taxonomy places the organism in Eukaryota, Euglenozoa, Kinetoplastea, Trypanosomatida, Trypanosomatidae. The record is from RefSeq and is a predicted model, not a curated record. Gene Ontology annotation, molecular function: histone binding. Gene Ontology annotation, cellular component: NuA4 histone acetyltransferase complex. Gene Ontology annotation, biological process: chromatin remodeling; regulation of transcription by RNA polymerase II. The transcript has a single exon. Bases 149 to 1582 code for a protein of 477 amino acids.
GAGGAGACACGACUGCGGCGUUCCGUCGCUACACAAACUGUGCAGGGUCGCCCGCUUGGUAGAAAUCCCUCCACUGCCGUUGCACAGUUCAUUGGUGUACCAAAAGUGUUGCUUUGUGUGUGUGUGUGUUUUUUUCCCCUGCCCUAGCAUGGACUCUGUUGAGUCUCAAGGCGUUGUGUACAGCGCCUCCUUCGACAUCCCCUACGCGAUUGGCAGCGUCGCCAUUCCCCUCCCAGAAGCCUCGGCUUCCUCCGCGAAGGAUGGCCUGGCGCCUGCCGGGACAGACGGUCAAGGCAAGUCCGCCGCGUGGAGUCCGACGGCGCACUCGACGGAGCACGACAAGAGAGCGGGGCCGUCCACCUCCUCCACGCGCCGCGGUGUGACCUCGGGCAACAUCCCCUCCGUCCGCCGGUGCACCCACCACCGCUUCUGCUACCUCCGCGACGGCAGUGCGCUGGAGCAGGACAUCUUUUAUCGGUGGUUGCUGCAUCAGCAAAGCGAAGUCGCAGCGGGCGGGGCACCUAAACACGAUCGACGUGCGACGGCCCCUGCAGACGUCGUGGAGCCGUCGAGUCCUUCUCUUCUUUACGCAUCGCUGGACUGCGUGGUCUUCCUGCUGCCCGGCAGCUUUGCGCACCCACGCCGCGUUGUGCGUCAACCGCCGUACCUCAUUGAGGACGACACCUGGGCGGAUCACAUGGUGGAGGUGCAGCUGCACUUCUUGCCGCACCUCCGCAUCCCACCCGUGAUGCUGGUGCACCAGGUCCUGCUGGAGCGGCGCACGCUGCCGCUGCUGCGUCCCCUGCACUCCGCGAUGGAUGCAGCGGCGACUGCAGCGUCCAAGCGAGAAGGGGAGCGGGAGGUGGAAGUGGAAGAGGAGGAGCGAGAGGUUUGGGUGCCGCAGCUGCUGGCGAGUACCUUUGGCAAACCGAAGCUGCCACCUGUCUCUACGAACGUUGUCGUGCGCCACCGCCAUUAUCCGACAUUAGCCAAUAAUGACCUCAACUCGACGACGGCAGGGACAGCAACGGAAUCACAACCGAACCCCUCGUCAAGUCCGCACCAUCACCACCGUCAGCAUCGCCACCACAACAGCGGCAGCGCCACGGCCGCCAGCACCACCGUCGUGGUGACUGAAAAGGUUGACACGCUGCGCCUGUAUCACCCCUCAGUUGGCUUUCUCCAACACGCCCGCUGCGUUCUUACUCUGUCAUCGCGGCCGGUGCUGCGAGAGUUGCACGACGCGUAUGAACAGCUUUACCCCCGAAACCCAACCGUGCCCCACGACACAGCGAAUAGUACUACAAGCGGAGAAGAGGAAGACCGCUCGCUGGACACGCCGUUCCUGUACGCGUGGUCACUGCCGUACGAGGCGGUGGUCGCGGAGUACGCCGCGCAGCGCGCCUCCACCGCGGUAGCGGUCCUGCAGGCGGUGCUCGGUGGGCUGAAGCGGGAGCGGGCGGCGCUGGAGGAGACGUGCCGGCGAUCGAUGCAUCACAUUGCGGAACUGACGACCUCGGUGAUCCCGGAGCAGCUAAGAGAGGUGCACAGUCGAUGUUUGAAGCUCUACCGUAAGGAGUAA